AUGAUAUCCAUUUAUCAAUGUGUUAAAUUUGAACUUAUCAAUGAAAUAGAUUCAGUAUCAGUGUUUAAUCUAUUUUUAAGUGAAUAUACCUCACCUACAGCGGAUUUAACAUUGUGUCAUCCUACAGCGUUUAAAUAUGAUUCAUCAAAAUGGAUUGCCAGUCUGUCACCAAAUACAGAGCUUAGCAAAACAUUAUGCCCAAUAUCAGGUGGAUUUCAAAUAAGUCAAACACUAGAUUUAAAAAAUAAUGAAGUCCUCUGUGAACCUCAUGUUUAUUCGACUUUGGAAAGUGAGUGCAUGUCAGGUGAAGGUAUCUUAUGGACAUUUUUACAACCUCAAUGUAAUCCAUUCGUACAAAACUAUAAGACUCAAUUUCAAUGUCAUUCAACAUGGAAACUGAAUAGUUUGAAUUAUAUUCUCAUCUAUCAACAAAUAAAUCAGUAUACUUAUGAAUUUUAUCAACUGGUUUAUUUACAAUUACCAGAGGAAUUAUCAAUAGAAUCAAAAACUAUAAAACUAUAUGAAGUACAAAUUCGAAGAGCAUUUGGAAAUUGUGAUGAUGAACGUGUCAGUUGUACUCAUGGUUGCGAACAUAAUGCUAGAAAUCAAUUUUUUUGUCAUAGAAGUUGUCUAGUUCCAGGACAGACUUGUGGUAACAUUAUUCAUGAUUCGUGUAAAUUUCAUCCAAAUUAUUAUGGUACAUGGGAUUUAAUUGAACCAAGUUCAAUCCAAGAAUCAUUGGGAUAUGAACAUCCAAGUAGUCGUUUAAUAGCUCAGUUUUUCAUUAAAAGUGACAAAUUAAUUAUAUCUUCAAUGACUGGUAUAUCGUAUACCAUGAAUUUGUAUUGUGUUAAAGAAAUACAAGAAUCCCUAUAUGAUCGUUAUAUUCUACGAAGUGAUUAUCAAACAAAUGGAUGUUAUUCCAGAGAUCUAUGUUUAGAAAUCUAUCGUGGUAAUAAAAAUGAUUUCGAAACAUCAUCAAAUGUCAAUGCAAUACUUUAUAGAAUGUCUGUCGGUGGUAAACAUCUUUUAACCGAUAUAUGUCAAUUCAAUAAUGAUAAUCACUUAUAUAGUCGAACAAUUUAUCCAUUAAGAGGAAAUAUAUUAAUACGAAAUACAGCGGAUAAAAAAUCUAUCACUCCUACUGGUAUUACUAAAUGUGGACUAUAUCAAAUACGUCUUACUGGUAAAUUGUUUAUUCUCAAUACUGAAACAACACAGUUUGGUAGUCAGGACGAUCUGUUUAAUGUAACAAAUAAACAAUCUAUUAAUAAUCGUUUGGGAAAAGAUGAUCAUACAAAUAUCAUGUCUCAUAUAAAUGGAAAGUUAUUGAAUACAUAUGAAGCUAAUGAUGAUAAAAGCUAUCAAGGACCAUGUUCAAUAGAAAUCAGUGAUUUCAAUCCGCAUCUAGGUAUCUCUGGAGAAUUCGAUAACACACUAAGAAUUAGACAUUAUUGUGAAUCUACCAUUUAUCCUAGUAUAUUUAAAUCAGAUCAUCAAUGUAUUGCAUCGUUUAAUAUUGAUGGAAUUUCAACUAUUUCCUCAUCUUAUUUCUUAAUUAUCACAUAUCUUAAAAUUACAGAUCAGUAUUAUUGUCUAAUCAUUCAAAUCAACAGAAAUAAUGAUGAUAUGAAUAAUAGUAAUGGUAAUAAUCAUAGCAAUCAAAAUUACACAAUCUUUAUGUAUCAUUCACCUCAGUGUCAAUAUGAAACUACACCAUUCGAAGCUAUUAAAUUAGAUGAAAAUAAAGCAUUUGCAAAAUUAUUACUCACUUCAACACAAAGACAAAAUGACAAUUCUACAAGUGGUAGUAGUAGUAGUAGUAAUACUAUUAUAACUCCAAUAUUGAAAUCAUUCAAUAAAAGUUUUUAUUUAUCAUCUAAUAAAUUAACAAGACCAAUUCAACAAUAUACAACAAUUCAUAAUGAUUAUCAACAACAAAAUUUGACACGUUUUAAAGCGUUACGUUUUCUAUCGAAACCAAUUAAAAAAACGCGAAGUUUCUUUAUCAUCAAUAAUCAAUCUUCAUCAAUCUAUUCAACUAUUUCUUCUUAUAAUUAUUUAUUAAUAUUUUUAAUUAUAUUUAGAAUUUAUUGUUAAAUUCAAGAUCCUCAAUUUCUCAUCUUUCUCUGUGUAUACUACUAUCAAAUAUUAUCAGUAGUAUUAGUAGUAGUAUUGAGUAAUAAUAAAUAUGUGAUUGUACAGUAUACAUGAAAUGAUAUAAUGGAUACGAUUAGUAUCGUUGAAACUAUUCAAAUCAGCUUAAUUCAAGAAUGAAUUCAUUGAGAGAAAAAAAGUAAUAGAGCCUUACACACAAAAGAGAAAAAACAAACAACCAACAAGAGAGAAAUUUUUGUUUUCUGAAAUAGAACUUUGUUGAAACCAGGAUGAUUAAGCAAGUUCAAUGGAGUUCCUUUUUCUUCUUUUUAUACAAUUGACUUUUCUUACAGAUUUUAUGUUUGUUGCCAAGAUUGUUCUCUUUCCACACUAUUGGUUCUUCUGUUGUUAAGUGAUUUUUUUCUUAUUUUUAAAAUAAGAUUUUCUUUCAUGUUUUGUGUAAUUUUGAGUGAAUCAAACUUCUAUUAUGUUCAGAUAUUCAUUGUAAGUAAUCAAAACAAACGAGUGUAUAUAUUCUAUAACAACUGCUUACAGUGGUAUAUUUGGUCUAGUGAUCAGUGAAAUAAUUAGGUGAUAAUAAUAAAUGAUGACCAAUAUCCUAAUUAAAAUUUACAAUGAUAA
Messenger RNA from Schistosoma mattheei, 2739 nucleotides. Lineage: Eukaryota; Metazoa; Platyhelminthes; Trematoda; Strigeidida; Schistosomatidae. The record is from the annotation of a GenBank genome assembly.